Messenger RNA from Purpureocillium lilacinum, 714 nucleotides. RefSeq lists its product as uncharacterized. The record is from RefSeq and is a predicted model, not a curated record. Lineage: Eukaryota; Fungi; Ascomycota; Sordariomycetes; Hypocreales; Ophiocordycipitaceae.
AUGGCCCCCUCUCUCGAGACCCUGCUCGUCGCGGCUCUGCUCAAGAUCACGGCAAACCUUGACUCUGCCCAGGAUGUCCUCGCCCUCGCCCGCGUCAGCAAGACCAUGUACGAGCGUGUCACCACUCGAUCCCAGCAGAUCCUCGAGCCCUUCAUCACCCCCAAGGUCUUCUGCUUGAACCUCGGCGUGCUCCUCCGCACUGCGUACGCGGCCACCGUCUUCCGGGACUGCCUCUCUCAGCUCGCCGACUUUGAGAUCCCGGCUCCCGUCACCAUCAACAACUUCUCGGUCCUUGCCUGCGCUGCCCACCUCGCCGACAACACCAUGCGCUACGUCAACGUCAAUGGCAUGAGAGCCGUGUACUUCCAGGCCCUCUGCCCCUUCAACCUCAUCGUCACCCACGUCACCGCCUCCUACUCCGUCUGGUUGAACAAGGCCAUCUGUAUGCAGCGCUGCGCCCUCGUCCGCUACGCGGCCCUCAUCUGGCUGUCGAAGCAGGAGCCCCUCAGGGGCUCCGAGGAGCACUACGCGUGGAGGGACUUCCUCCUCGACUUCUACCCGGAGGACGCGGUCAACAACGAGCUCUGCUGCGAGCACUGGUGCUCCCUCGUGCAGGACCUGUAUUUGCCCGAGGGCUCCGAAAAGCUCAUGAAGUCGUUCGACUGGGACCCGGCCGACUUCGAGCUCGUUUUACCGCCCCAUUUUUUUCAGUAG